Molecule: messenger RNA, 2352 nt
Organism: Symsagittifera roscoffensis
Lineage: Eukaryota; Metazoa; Xenacoelomorpha; Acoela; Convolutidae
Exons: 5
Coding region: 172-1800 (542 amino acids)
Source: RefSeq, a predicted model, not a curated record
AGACUGCGAAAGUUGUUUGCUGACAAAUAAGAUUGCCACAAAUUAUUAUCUCAAUUCUGCUCAAAACUCAACAUUCUUCAGCCAACCCGUUGUUAUUCAUCUUAACUUAAUAUUAAUUUAACACUGAAGGGGAAAAAUUAAUCGGACAGUUUAACGUUCAAAAUUUUAAAAAUGGCUCGAAUGGAAACAAAAACGUUUCCUGUGCUUCUGUUGUUCAUAAUAUCGGUGAGCCAGGUUUCAUCUGGUCAAACGAAGUACCCGGAGAAAAGCGGCGAUCGCAUGCAAACAAUCAACAGACUGUUCCGCUACAAUUUGCUUGAGAUUUCAUCAAAUAGUCUCGAUCACAUCCUGCAACUAGUGAAUGUUUCGACGGCUUUGAGCGAAAUUCAGACCGAAUUCACGAGUUACAAAGGAGAAUAUGAGGACCUGAUUGAGAGAGCUGCUCAAACAGAGGUUUCCAUGGAAGACUGUUGGGGCAGUAAGUCUGGCGCAGAUGCAUGCUUGGAAUGUGCUGAAGAGUGCAGUGAGACAGGUGUAUGCAUGGAACAACUGAAGUCAAGAGUCCAAGUCGCUACGAAGUCAAUGUCUACAUCGAAAAUUGUAAAUUUCCAGGAUCUGAAAUUGAAAAUUGAUUCUGACAUUCAACUCGUCAACGAUUUCAUCGACAGUGUGCACAAAAAAGUGAACAAAAUUGAGCCUUUCGUUGUGCAAAGUCUGGCUCAAAUGAAACAACUCAUCACCAAAGACAAUCCAAUCAAGGCCCACCUGAUGAAAAAACUAAACAUGACAGGUGCAGAGAUCGCGGAGAUCUUCAAAGAUCUUUCUUUUCGCAAUCCGGGUAACCGAAAAGUGAUGGUUAUGAAUGACCAGGAGGUAAUACAAGUGAGGAAAAGUGUGGACAAGUUGUUGAAGGGAAUGGGGGGCAAAGGAGCAGCUAUGAUUGAUUUGGAGGAUUUGAUGGAUUUCGUGGAUGUGCCGAAUGAAAGCAAGCCGAAGGGAAGAAAAUCGACUUUCGACAAGGUGUUGGAUGUGUUGGAUGGAUCUUGGAAGAAGACUAAGAAAGUGACUGGCACAGUUUGGGGAGUGACCAAAGAUGUCUCCUCCACCGCCUACUGUUCCGUCAAGAGCGUCUUCUUCAACUCCAACUGCAGAAACAACAACAGACGCAGCCGAAGACAAACGACAACCACGUAUGAUGAUGAUGAUGUAGUUGAUAGUAGCCAAUGUGAUGAUGCCAGUUUCAUCGGGUUUCUACUGGAAGAAAAAUGCUCAUCUUACUCAGCGUGCUCCAAGUGUUCAUCUGACUUUUUAUCAAAAGCAAUGAGCUGCAGUGACAUGAAGAUUGAAAUGCUCCUCCGUGAAUACCAAGAAUUGACAAACGUCUUCGCUUCUUUCGAACAAAAGUUAAACCGUUUUAUGGCUCAGGCUGAAAGACAACGUGGGAUCCUCCUGAACAAUGCCAACAAAGUAUUCAUCGAGAACCUGUGGAUCCUUCCGCUUGUCGCCAAGUUCCAAGAAAACGAGGAUGUUUUCGCAAUUGAUGAAAUUUGGUUCGACCCCGAAGACUACCAACAGCGGGACUCGAAGGUGUUCUAUAACAAAGUACAAGUUGAGAUGUCGGAUAAGUUGGCAAAUAUCUUUCUCGACCUUGUGAUGACGUUGAAGCCGUUUGACGUGCACAAUGAAACCAUGACAGGUCAGGUCGUUGCUGAAGAGUUUGUGUCCAAAUUCAAGAAGAUGGAUUAUAUCCAGGAGGCGGUUCAAGUUGCAGUCCAGGAAAUGAGCAUAAAUGAAAUAUAGACUGAACGGGAAAAUUUCAACUAGGAGUCCUAAUUUCAACUAGCCGAAAGUUUGAUUAGUAAAUUUCAUUAGGUUUAUAUCGAACAGCAUUGUUUUUUCAUUACAAUUUUUAAAUUACAAGACAAAUGCGGAGUUGCCGCUACCAAAAAUUAAGCUUCAAGAUGACUGAGUUUGUAGAUCCAAAACAAUUUCAAAUAUUGUAAGUUUCUAUAUAUGUUUUGGCUUGUUGACUUCGUGUUUAAUGACUGACAAUCGAUGCAGGAUUUGAAGUUGGUGAUAAGUGGGGUUAAUUUUCAUGUCCGAAGAACCAAAUACCAUAUAUGUUUGAGCAGUCAACGUAGACUGUUCAAAACUAGCUCAUAUCUUUUUUUGAGCACUGAAGUAUAAUUCACUAAAAAUUUUUGGGCAUUGGUUCUUCCUGACGUGAGGGUUGAUAAAUUACUUCCAUAAAUGAGAGAGAUCUCUCAUAGAUUUGAGAGAAUGGUUUUUGAUAGAUUAGUUAUAGGUAUUUAUUAUCUACCAUCUAUAAUAAUUAAAAUAUUGAUCGAAUCA